AUGAUAUUCUCCAGAUCAGGCCGAUCUGUUUUCCCACUCCUUCCUCCAUAUGGAGCUCAAGAUCCACAUGGAGGGCCAGGACGUAUCAUUCCGCUGAAUCCUGACGGCAUUACCCCAUACAUGGGGUUGAGCGCACGUCUGUCACAAAUAUGGAUGAACCGCUGGACCAUUCUGCUAUUGCUCGUCUUAGCCAGAGCAUUGAUUGCUGUCACUGGCAUGCAAAGUGAUUUUGCCUCGGCGAAACUCCAGGCGCUGUCUGCGUGUACCACUGUCGAGACCCAGGGCAGCACCAUGGCUUCCAUGCCUCAUUAUCUAUCGCAAGGAGUGAAUGAGCUCACUGCCUCCGGUGUCGAAUCCGCCGUCAAUGGUCUCAAGAGCAUGCUAAUGUUGACCGUGACUGGCGUGGAAGAACUCGUGCUCUAUAUCAUCAGAACCAUGUACCGAACUUACCUCUGUCUGAUAAAAUUGGCCGUUCAUGGCAGUGUCGAAGUCGGUGUCGGGUUGCUGAAAGACGCCACCGACUUUUUGAACUCAACGGUGAAGGAUAUAGGCGAGGACCUCGGCGAUACCAUAUCAACUUUCCAAGACGCCCUCAACAAAUUUCUCGGAGUGGUCAACACAAUUGCCAGUUCGAUCGGAGUGGACGUUCCCACAUUGAAUGUUUCAAGCUUUGUUGAUAAGCUUGAGAAUGCCCGUCUUCCAUCGUCAAUAGAUGAAAGUCUAGACAAGCUUAACAACUCGAUGCCAACGUUUGACGAGGCGACCGAGUUUGUCGAGAAUGUCAUCCGUACUCCCUUCAAGGAGGUCAACCAAAAAAUCAACGAAUCCUUGGGAACAUAUACCUUCGACCGUUCUUUACUCCUAGUUCCAGAAAAGCGGCAGUUGAGCUUUUGCAAAGGCAACGAUGGAAUCGAUUCCUUUUUUGAUGGUGUCCAGGACAUCGCAGAAACAGGCCGCAAGGUCUUCAUUGCUGUUUUGAUCAUUGCCGCAAUUCUUGCGUGUUUGCCGGUGGCAUGGCAGGAGAUCCGCGGUUGGCGGCAUAUGAAAGAACGAUCUCAACUCGUCCGCAAAGAAGCAGACGACCCAAUGGAUGUGGUCUACAUCGUGUCCAGGCCCUACACUGCAGCCGCCGGGAUUAAAGCGGCAAGCAGAUUCAGCAACAGCCGCAGACAGAUACUAGUCCGCUGGGUUAUUGCGUACGCCACCUCGCCAAGUGCACUGUUCAUUCUCUCUCUCGCGGUGGCCGGUCUCUUCUCCUGUCUCUGCCAAUAUAUACUUCUCAGAGCCGUCGAAAAAACCGUUCCCGAGCUCUCCGCCGAAGUAGGCGCCUUCGCCGACAAAGUCGUAGACGCGCUGGAGAGCACAUCUAUGGAAUGGGCCAACAGGACCAACAGUGUCAUCAGCAACGUAAACAGCGACCUCAAUGACAAAAUCUUCGGCUGGGUCCAUACCUCGACAACAGGCGUAAACGACACCCUCAACGCGUUUGUCAAUAAAACCACAGGCAUCCUGAACGAGACCUUCGCCGGAACGAUACUCUACGACCCUAUCCUCGACGUCUUGAACUGCCUGAUUUUCCUCCAAAUCGCCGGUAUCUCGAAAGGCCUCACCUGGGUCUCCGACUCCGCAUAUAUUGACCUCCCUACUUUGCCCAACGACACGUUCUCUCGCGGCGCCUCUGACUCCAUCUCUUCUUCCGACGGAAGCGACAGCUUCCUCGCCGACGCCGGCGACUCAACCUCCGAUCAAAUCACCGCGACCGUGUACCGAGUCACCAGCAAGAUCGCCAACGGCAUCAAAACAGAAACAACCAUCUCCGCACUCAUCCUCCUUGUGUGGUUCCUCAAUCUACUCAUCGGACUCACUCGCGCCCUGAUCCUAUUCUGCAAGCGAGAAAGAACCCGCGGGGAGGGCGGCGGCGCCCCCACACCUUCAGGGCCGCCGGGCGGCGUUUCUGACUCCAAUGGCUUCACCGAUGUGCCCCUAACCGCAAUACCCAAUGUCCGUAGCUCUAGCUCUGCUCGCUCUCCACCAGCACCACAAUAUGAACCUGCCGCGACAGCAAGGGCAGGCUCUGGGAUCGCGGUGGCCGUGACCACGACCGUGACCACUGAAACAGAGUCCGGGUAUCCCGACGAGAAAAUCGGGUUUGCAGGACAUCGGAACGCACUCAAAGUUUCGGGGGUGCCGGAUCUGCGUGGGAGCAGUUAUGUUGAAUAUGGGAUAGAGAAGCGUUAG
Messenger RNA from Aspergillus ochraceoroseus IBT 24754, 2238 nucleotides. It is a transcript of the gene prm1, whose product is annotated as pheromone-regulated protein PRM1. Gene Ontology annotation, cellular component: mating projection tip. The transcript is spliced from 2 exons. The record is from RefSeq and is a predicted model, not a curated record. Lineage: Eukaryota; Fungi; Ascomycota; Eurotiomycetes; Eurotiales; Aspergillaceae. The coding region runs from base 1 to 2238 and encodes 745 amino acids.